Messenger RNA from Carlito syrichta (Philippine tarsier), 1708 nucleotides. It is a transcript of the gene CXCL14, whose product is annotated as C-X-C motif chemokine ligand 14. Gene Ontology annotation, molecular function: chemokine activity. NCBI's taxonomy places the organism in Eukaryota, Metazoa, Chordata, Mammalia, Primates, Tarsiidae. Gene Ontology annotation, cellular component: extracellular region. Gene Ontology annotation, biological process: antimicrobial humoral immune response mediated by antimicrobial peptide; cell chemotaxis. Bases 269 to 568 code for a protein of 99 amino acids. The record is from RefSeq and is a predicted model, not a curated record. The transcript is spliced from 4 exons.
UGAGCUCUCUCGCUGCGAGGGCAGGAGCGGAUUUAAAAGAGGCCAGGGCGGGCGGAGGGAGGCUGUGGAGAGAGCGCGGAGCCAGCGCAGAGCGCAGCGCACAGCGACAACCAGCCCCGAGCACCCACCGACGGCGCCGCCGUGCCCGUCGAGCCGACCGAGCCAGCCGAGCCCGCACGCUCCGAGCCGAGAGAGCCGAGGCGGGCGGCGUCUCCGGGUCGGCGCCUUCCCCGCGUCCCUGCUCCCGCGCCGCGCCCCUGCGACCAGCAUGAGGCUCCUGGCGGCCGCGCUGCUCCUGCUGCUCCUGGCGCUGUGCGCCGCGCGCCUGGACGGGUCCAAGUGCAAGUGCUCCCGGAAGGGGCCCAAGAUCCGCUACAGCGACGUGAAGAAGCUGGAAGUGAAGCCAAAGUACCCGCACUGCGAGGAGAAGAUGGUUAUCAUCACCACCAAGAGUGUGUCCAGGUACCGAGGCCAGGAGCACUGCCUGCACCCCAAGCUGCAGAGCACCAAGCGGUUCAUCAAGUGGUACAACGCCUGGAAUGAGAAGCGCAGGGUCUACGAAGAAUAGGGCGAAAAAUCUGGGAUAGGAAGACUCCAGAUCGGUUGGGUGACCUGAGUAGAGGACUUUGCAGAUUUUCAAAAAACCCUUUCUUUCUCACAGGCGUAAGACGCAAAUUCUAUAUUGUUACGAAGCACUUUUUACCAAGGGUCAGUUUUUACAUUUUAUAGCUGUGUGUGAAAGGCUUCCAGAUGUGAGACCCAUCUCUCUUGUGCUCCAGACUUCAUCACAGGCUGCUUUUUACUGAAAAGGGGGAAAACUCAUGCCUUUCCUUUACAAAAAAAAAUGCUUUUUUGUAUUUGUCCAUACAUCACUACACAUCUGAGCUUUAUAAGCGCCUGGGAGGAACAGUGAGCUUGGUGGAGACAUUUCAUUGCAGUGCUGUUCCGUUCCUAGCUUGGGAAGCUUCCGCUCGGAGGUCCUGGCGCCUCGGCACAGCUGCCACUGGCUCUCCUGGGCUUGUGGCAGGUCACAGCCUCAGUGUGACUCCACAGUGUCUCCGUAGCUGGGCAAGCAGGAGCAGGUCUCCCUGCAUCUGUUCUCUGAGGAACUCCAGUUUGGUUGCCAGAAAAAAAUGUCUUUCAUUCCCCCCUGGUUAAUUUUUACACACUCUAGGAAACAUGGCCAAGAUCCUGUGAUGGUGAGGCAAACGACCCUUGAAGAAAGUGUGGGGUCUUUUCUCCCAACCUGAGAGUUUUUGAAAGGGUCACAGCUUUAGCAUUUAAUGCUUUGGAAGCGUGUGAAGUCCCCAAUGCUGUUAGCAAAAACCUUAGGAGGAAACUUAAAAAUAUAUGAAUACAUGCACAGUACACAGCUACAGACACACAUUCUAUUGACAGGGGAAAACCUUCAAACCGUGUUUCUCUCCCCGACCACAACGGAACAUGCAGUACUGAAGCAAUAUGCGUGUGACUCCCCACGUGAUUCUUCGAUGUUAAGCAGUGCAGUCCUCUUCUGAAAGCUAAGAUGACCGUGCACCCUGCCCUGUGUACUCUUAAGAAUGCCCCCACAGCCCCCCCAGUAUACACUGCAUUGUACUGCUGUGUUAUAUGCUAUGUACGUGUCCGAAACCAUUAGCUUGCAUGCAGGUUUCGUAUUGUUUCUAAGACAAAAAGAAAAGCAAUAAAAUAUAUUUGAAAUGUACCGAAA